AUGGCGCCAGACCCCAAGCGUCGCGUUUCUGGCCAACAUCCGCCUUUCACGCCUCAUCAUCCGCUGCUGGGUGUUGGAGCGUCAUCUUCGAGCACCGGUGCAGGCAGUGUGGCCAGCCGAAUUGGAGAUUUCGAGCAGCAGCAGCGAGAUUCCGUCGCUCGGAGGCUAGCUCCAUUGCCGAACGGUGGAGGACGGAGGAGCAGCGAGCCUGCCAUUCAGAGGCCUGCUGCUUCGCCUUCCUUGCUAGCACGCAAAGUCAGCGCCGAAGCGGAUGGCGAAACCAGGAUACCAUCGACUUUCGCCGCUCGAUGCGGAACAUCGCCAGUCGAUAUGACGAGGAAAAAUGCUGCAGUCAGGCAGCUGAGUGGUCCUCGACCGCUGGACGAACCUGCUUACGACGUGAAACACGGCCAGCCAGGUAGAACGAGGAGCAUCGCUCCAGACCACAGCCGCCCUCGAUGCGAGUCGAACGAGGCGAGGACUGCUCAUCAGCGCGUCCGCGACUGUCCUCCUGUGCCCCAAGCGCGCGCGAACCGACCUUCGCAACCGCGUCCAGGGGUAGAGCGAAGUUAUACGCAAGGCUCGUCAUCCACCACACCGGGAUACUACUUGCCACCCCCAGGCUACAGCGGAAAUGACGGCUCCUUUCGAAGAUUCCCUCCAGACUUUCCAAUCUCAGGCGAAGACUUCGACCAGAGAGCGGGAACAUGGAAGCAGCAGCCAAGUGGCGCUUGGACGUGGACAUCCAUACUCGACCAGGGUAUCCUUCCAAGUUUGACGCACAGCGAUUGGAGCUUACCUCAAGCCAAGCAGAUUUUGAGCUCCUGGGCAACAUUAGCAACGCUGCUCGCGGGUACUCAGACCACUUUGCUCGGCUACUAUAGGCAGUCCAAAGCGCUGGACAAUACCGUUACCAGUUUGGUCUACGCCGCCAUUGUUCUUGAUGUGUGGGGCGCCCUCUUGGCUGUGGUGACCAUCAUCUGCUCCAUCACUCUGCAAAGUCCCGAGGCUUCGAGUCGCAUCAACCUCGGCGCAGGAACUGAUGGAGGUCUAGCGCUAGGCCCAUUAGGUCUCCCUCGAUUCGCCUCCACUUACGCCUCCGACGAUCCUUUUCCCUCCAGAGCGUCUCGCAGCGCGCUCGAAAAAGUACGCACACCACUGAGCAGCCGGAGUCUCUGCAUCUUGGAUCGCUUGACAUAUGCUUGCGGCUUGAUCAUACCCUUGGGCGGAUUGUGUGAGCUCAUCUCGCUAGCCAUAUUCAGCGUCAACCAGCUCAAACACACCACCGAGCCGCACGGCGCCCCUGCGCUGUUCAUCGCUUUGGGUCUGUGCUUUGCGCUGACUUUGAUCAGUCUCGCGACUGGAGCCGUCGCGGGUCAUCGCCACGAUCGGCACUACGAGCGCAACAAGCAAAGUUCUGGCAAGGAGGACGACGCUGAUCGGCCGGGCAGUGGACAUGCGAGCGCAGAUUGGAGGAAUCGUCGCCAUCAUCACCAGCAUCACGAUAAUCGCCAAGAAGCCGAAAGACGGUAUCCUUGGAAUCGAAAUGGCAAGAUUUCAUCACCCUCUGCAGUUGCAGACGAGGAGACUCUCCAUGACCCAUUCGAUGAAGAGAAGGGCUUGCUGUUCAAUCAGACAGGGCCCAUCUGA
Messenger RNA from Ceraceosorus bombacis, 1650 nucleotides. NCBI's taxonomy places the organism in Eukaryota, Fungi, Basidiomycota, Exobasidiomycetes, Ceraceosorales, Ceraceosoraceae. The record is from the annotation of a GenBank genome assembly.